CGCCUUUUCCUGCGCACGUCAGAUCAUGGCGCAGGGUCAGCGCAAGUUCCAGGCGAAGAAGCCGGCCAAAAGCAAGACGGCGGCGGUGGCCGCUGCCUCGGAGCGGAACCGGGGCCCGAGGAAAGGAGGUCGCGUUAUCGCCCCCAAGAAGGCGCGCAUUGUGCAACAGCGAAAGCUCAAGAAGGACCUAGAGGUAGGGAUUCGGAAGAAGAUUGAACAUGAUGUGGUGAUGAAAGCCAGCACCAGCCUGCCCAAGAAGCUGGCACUGCUGAAAGCCCCUGCCAAGAAGAAGUAGGCAGCCUCUUCCUCCACCAAGACACCUUCCUAAGGAUGCAGCCCCUGCCUCCAUGCUCGGACCUCUACAGGUGACUCCACAGGCAGCAGCAUGAAUGAAAGGAUUCCUGCUCCCCGGAGCCUUGGGUUGCAGCUUGAACUUUGAACUGGGUUGGGGGUGGGGCCUGGCCUGUGAGCAGAUGACCAGCACAUCGGUAGUGUAUGGCUCAGCUUCUCAGGGUGCCAAGAACUCAGCAGUGGCCAUGAAGAAAUGUUCACCAACUUUCUUAACCACUCCUCUCCCCCCACCCCCCAAUUUCUUUGUCCACUGAUUUAACCCAGAGCAAUAAAGCUGGCUUUGUCAUUCCUCCUGCAGUCACAUGCUCCUGUGAGCAGGCCAGUGCGAGGGCCAUAGGCCAGGUGCACUGACCCGCUCAAUCUCAGCAAUUUCAACAGGAGUCCAGCCACACGUUCUCGGAGGGGCGUUUGGGCUUCUGCACAUCCAUCCUGGGAGCUUAUGGAGAGUCUUUACUUCCCUCCAACCCAGGUGACUCACACCAGUCUCCUUACCUGCAUGCCCUCCCCAGGCAUGCCAAGGUACCCCAUCUUCCUGGGACAAGCCAGGAGGUGUAAGGAGCCAUUUUCCCAUCUGUAGGACGGGUGUUGACACCAUCUGGUAGGUUCACAAUGCUUAUUAAACCAGAAUGCACUUA
Messenger RNA from Miniopterus natalensis, 986 nucleotides. RefSeq names its product chromosome 4 C19orf53 homolog (gene C4H19orf53). The record is from RefSeq and is a predicted model, not a curated record. Lineage: Eukaryota; Metazoa; Chordata; Mammalia; Chiroptera; Miniopteridae.